AUGGCGGACCUGGAGGCCGUCCUGGCCGACGUGAGCUACCUCAUGGCCAUGGAGAAGAGCAAGAGCUCGCCCGCCGCCCGCGCCAGCAAGAAGAUCGCCCUGCCCGAGCCCAGUAUCCGCAGUGUGAUGCAGAAGUAUUUGGAGGAGAGAGGAGAGUUAACGUUUGAUAAGAUUUUCGGCCAGAAGAUCGGAUUUUUGCUGUUCAAAGACUUUUGCCAGACCGAUGUUGAGGAAGGGGUCCCACAGCUGAAGUUUUAUGAAGAGAUCAAAGGGUAUGAGAAGCUGGACUCGGAGGAGGACCGCCUCAGCCGGAGCCGGCACAUUUACGACACCUACAUCAUGAAGGAGCUGCUCUCGUGCUCCCACCCGUUCUCAAAGCAAACGGUCGAUCACGUGCAAAGCCACCUGUCCAAGAAGCAAGUUCCAGCGACCCUCUUCCAGCCCUACAUAGAAGAAAUUUGCGACCGCCUCCGAGGAAAAACCUUCCAGAUGUUCCUAGAAAGUGAUAAAUUCACCAGAUUUUGCCAGUGGAAAAAUGUCGAACUCAACAUUCAUCUGACCAUGAAUGACUUCAGUGUGCACCGGAUCAUCGGGCGAGGGGGCUUCGGAGAAGUCUAUGGCUGCCGGAAAGCCGACACGGGGAAGAUGUAUGCGAUGAAAUGUCUGGACAAGAAGAGGAUCAAACUGAAGCAAGGGGAGACGCUGGCCUUAAACGAACGGAUCAUGCUGUCCCUCGUCAGCACUGGCGACUGCCCGUUCAUCGUCUGCAUGACGUACGCCUUCCACACGCCGGACAAGCUCUGCUUCAUCCUGGACCUGAUGAACGGGGGGGACCUGCACUACCACCUCUCGCAGCACGGGGUGUUUUCGGAGGAAGAGAUGAGCUUCUACGCCACCGAGAUCAUCCUGGGGCUGGAGCACAUGCACAGCUGCUCUGUUGUCUACAGGGACCUGAAGCCGGCCAACAUCCUCCUGGACAAUCACGGGCACGUGAGAGUCUCCGACCUGGGGCUGGCCUGCGACUUCUCCAAGAAGAAGCCCCACGCCAGCGUGGGCACGCACGGCUACAUGGCCCCCGAGGUGCUGCAGAAGGGCACGGCUUACGACAGCAGCGCCGACUGGUUCUCCUUGGGCUGCAUGCUCUUCAAACUCCUCCGGGGGCACAGCCCUUUCAGGCAGCACAAAACCAAGGACAAGCACGAGAUCGACCGGAUGACGCUCACUGUGAAUGUGGAGUUGCCGGAUUCCUUUUCGCCCGAACUGAGGUCCCUCCUGGAGGGCCUGCUUCAGCGAGAGGUUGGCAAGAGGCUCGGCUGCCAGGGCCGCGGAGCGCAAGAAGUGAAAGAGCACCUGUUCUUCAAGGGGAUUGACUGGCAGCACGUCUACCUGCAGAAGUACCCCCCACCCCUGAUUCCUCCGCGGGGAGAAGUGAACGCCGCAGAUGCUUUUGACAUCGGCUCCUUCGAUGAAGAAGACACAAAAGGCAUCAAGUUGCUGGACAGCGACCAGGAGCUGUACAAGAACUUUCCCUUGGUGAUCUCGGAGCGCUGGCAACAGGAGGUCACCGAAACCGUUUACGAUGCCGUGAAUGCCGACACAGACAAGGCCGAAGCCAGGAAGCGAGCCAAGAACAAGCAGCUCGGCCACGAGGAGGACUACGCCCUCGGGAAGGACUGCAUUAUGCACGGGUACCUGCUGAAGCUGGGCAACCCCUUCCUGACUCAGUGGCAGCGGCGCUAUUUUUACCUCUUUCCAAACCGGCUGGAAUGGCGGGGAGAAGGGGAGUCGCGGCAAAACCUCCUGACGAUGGAGCAGAUCCUGUCUGUGGAGGAAACGCAGCUCAAAGACAAGAAGUGCAUCCUGCUCCGGAUAAAAGGCGGGAAGCAGUUCGUGCUGCAGUGCGAGAGCGACCCAGAGUUCGUCCAGUGGAAAAAGGAGCUGACGGAGGCGUUCACGGAGGCGCAGAGGCUGCUGCGGCGGGCCCCGAAGUUCCUGAACAAGUCGCGCUCCACGGUGGUGGAGCUCCCCAAGCCCCCACUCAGCCACCGGAACAGCAACGGCCUCUAG
Varanus komodoensis (Komodo dragon) is the source of this 2067-nucleotide messenger RNA. RefSeq names its product G protein-coupled receptor kinase 3 (gene GRK3). The record is from RefSeq and is a predicted model, not a curated record. Lineage: Eukaryota; Metazoa; Chordata; Lepidosauria; Squamata; Varanidae. The transcript is spliced from 21 exons. Gene Ontology annotation, biological process: G protein-coupled receptor signaling pathway; regulation of signal transduction; protein phosphorylation. Bases 1 to 2067 code for a protein of 688 amino acids. Gene Ontology annotation, molecular function: ATP binding; G protein-coupled receptor kinase activity; G protein-coupled receptor binding.